CGUCCUCCCCGUCGUGCUCAGCACCUCCCGCCAUACCGUCGCUCUCUUCACUCUUAAUGCCGAGCUUGUUCUCUCGUGCACGGACCACAUCGACCCCGACAAAGAAAUCCGCCUUCGACCUCGGCGCACAGGACGAAUUCGGCCGCAUCAGCAGCAGAGGCUCCCCGCGGCCACCCGUCCAGCAGCAGUUCGUCGCGACCGCGAAGAAGGCGGCCAAAAAGGACGGCGGGAAGAGCUCCGCAAAGUCACGGGCAGUCGCCGCGGAUGAUGAGCAGCAGGACUACGGCCCCCCUGACGGUGCCUUUCUCCCCCUGAGCCUCGAGCGGCCCCGGUACGAGCACGGCGAGGGCCCUGUACUCGAACAGCCGCCCUCGCACGACUACGGCUAUCUGUCGUACGGCCGCCAUGUCAUUCUGGGGCCCGAGGAGGUCGCACGGCUCGUCGACGUGGUGGGCGAGGAGUUGGGCACGCGGGGACUGACGACCCCGUUCAUCUUCUCGACUCUCGCGCUCGACGUAUCCUCAGCGGCGGUGAAACGGCUCAUCCAGACGUUCCUCAAUACGUGCACGAAAGCAUCGUCGGAGGCGGACAGGCAAUGGCGACAGGAAGCGCGCCUGGCGGGUCCGCACGAACUGGGAAUGGCGCUACGGUGGGGACUGGCUCGGGUAGUACGAUGGGUGGGCGGGCACCAGGUCCGCGGACUGGUCUCGUACGACGCAUACAGCCAGUGGCGGGACUCUGAAGCUGUGCUCAACUACCCCGGACUGCAUUUCUCUUCAUUUCUGGACCCCUUGGAUCCUCUUCUACGUUCAAUUCUGGUCGGGCUGUUCACUCUAUUGACCCGGUUCGCUGCGCACUCUGCAUCUUCCGGGCACACGCCUCCCACCUUGUCGCCGCUUUUCGGGCCUUUGCUUUUCGGGCUGGGACCAUCGACGCUCAACUUCCACCAUGCAUAUAUGCACUAUCUCCACGCCGUAACCGCAACGGAACACCUGCUGCUCGCCUUCAUACGCUGGCAAGACACCAAAGCGAGUGUGUCGACGCCCGCCCUCGGUGUUCCCACUCGCCUCAAGGCAUGGAUACAGGGGUACCCGGCGAUGCUGCCGUCGAUAGGCAAACAGGAGCGCCCUCAGCCGCGACGGGGCGCCCGUACUGUGCGCAUUCUCAGCGUACGGCGCAAUGUCCGCAUGUACUCGCCCGACCUGGUCAAGACCGCAGCAUCCUGGGCGCAGCGGCCUCGAGGCGCCGUGUCAAGCGCGGGCGAGCGUGCUUUCGCGGGCUCGCGGGAGUGGGAGCGAAUCGCGCCGCCUACACUCAAGCUGCCGCCACGAUACUCAGACGCAUACAAGAAACGUAUGGACCUCGCACCGACUUUCCACCCGGACGUUGGUGCUUCCUCCACCGCAUCUUCGCCGCCGCCAUCAUUGACAUCAAGCAUCUCGUCGGCAUCAUCUGCCGGGUCAACGUUGUUUGACGAGAAGGAGCACGGCUUGAUUGGUGGCGAGGACCGGUUCCGGAGCUUGACAGACCUGAAGUGGGGCGAAUUUGAGGCAAUGGGCUUUGGCAGUGUUGCAGCGGACGAUAAGAAACUGCAGUUCGACCUCACGGAGGGCGCGCGAGCGGCCCGUGCUGCGAAACGCGCAACGCUGACAUGGCAAGAUUUCUCUUCUUCGGGUUUCUCGCGGACAGAUGCACACCUUAGCGCUACACUGCAAUUUAGCGCUCCGGUCGCCAACCAGAUCAACGCAUGGCCAACUCAAUCUGCGGAGAUGCACCGCAAGCUGAAGAAGGCCCAGAAAGCCCUGCCUCCGUUUGGCUGGGACACUGAGCCUGUUCUGGGUGGAGAGGAGGUGAUCGAAGAGGCCUUCGUGGACGUCUUCUGCGAUCUCAUAUACGGUGGCGGAUGGAUGGAUGAUGACCGACACGAGGAGAUAGACCGAGAAUGUAACUGGGCAUUGAUCGAGUUCAAGUCUUUGCCUGUAACUCGAACCAACACCGUCUCGGGCGCUGGGGAUCCCCGCGCCUCCACCACGCUCGUUCUUUUCGAGGAGUUUGUUCCCGCGGAGUACCGUCAGCAACUUGCCUCAUCUGGAGCGAACCGCCGGAGACUUCCUUCGCUCUUCUCUGCGUCGACAAAGUCCAAACAGUGGAAACCUGCUCCAACACUCAAUGGUCGGCCGUAUGUCGUGGGACACGUGCCGCAUAGUCCGAAUUACCGCGAAGUCGAAUUUGAAGGCCUCCUGCGCUCCAAUGGUAGCAAGGUCUUGUCGUUGAAUCGCAGUCAAGAAGGCUCGCGACCCCCACCUGUCCUUACAUCCGCCAGCGUCAUCGCCACUCCCGGCCAUGAGCUUGGAAAUCCUCUGGCAAAGGCCCUCAGCCCUCAAUUUCUGAACACCAUGCGGUCCGAUUCACCUAUUCCGAGCCCGAGGCUCCCGUCAAGCCCACAAGAUGACGGCGGCUCUCCUCUGGUCAAGAAGAGCUCCCGUUUUCGCCUGCCGACCGGACUUCCAUCAAGCCCUGCAGCGCCGCGGCGAGCCGGUCUUCUGCCGACGGAGUACGACCCGGUGGAGUUCGACACUCGUCUCGCAAGUUUUGACGAUGAGGAGCUCGGCAAGAAGAAGCACAAUCGUCGACGCUCGAAAGACGACGCGUGGGUGGACAUCCUCGUCGCCAACUCUAGCCGCCGGAUGGGAUCGCAGGACGCCGAGAUGCGCAAUGUGCUCAAGGGUGGCCGUUCGGAUCCCGAACUCGCCAGCCAAGAAGUGUCAGAGGUGCUCGCUGCCGUGCGCGGCCACUUCUCCGAUGACGAGGACGAUGGUAUGGAGCCUGUUGCGGGCCCAAGCGGCGAGGGCGACACUUCAACGUUGCAGGACUCCGUACUCGAGCACACGCCAGCCAGCGCGGACCACCACGGCGACGACGAGGGUGAUUCGCAGACGCAAACCACUCCCAGGCGACGCGUGGGUUACUUCGAUCUCCACCCUGACCGUCGGCCUCCCACCGUUGCCGACGAUCCUAGGGAUCGCUUCGAGCGUCCCUCGUACGAGAGUGACACCUCAACCGAGAACCCGUACACCGCAUCUGCUGUCAAGAAGUCACCUCGUGCCAACCUGACACCGAUGGACAACUCGGAUCUGAACCGACUAUCCACUGCUUCUGAGUACGAGUCAGACCCAGAACCUGUCCACAUCGGCUCGCAGUCCAUUCCGCGGGACGUCAGCAAGUCCUCCGGUGGCAAGCCGCUGCCCGCCAUCUCGCCGGCGAAGGACGAAGAUACCCCCUCCCCUCCGGCGAAGUCCUCCGCGAGCAAGACCGCGUCGCUCAUCGAGAUGUACCGCGAGCGUGAGCGUAACGCCAGCUCGGCGAGCCCCAUCCCUUCCUCCCGCCUUCCCGUUCGUCAGGCUUCCCUGCAAACCGCGCGCCUGAACGGGAAGGAACGCUCUACUUCCCCUCUUCCUGCCACCCCGACACCCCCUACCCCCGCCGACCUCCCGGAAAUAGUGGAGCCCGAGCCCGCUGACGACAAGGUGAGCGAAGAAGAUGUUGUGAUUGAAAUUCCCACCACCUACGUCCAUGGCGCUCCCCUUUACAACGUGCUCGAGGAAGAGGAGGAGGAAGCUUAGUUCGGAGCUUCCCCAGCACGGCCUCGCCCUCGCACGGCGCGCACCUCGUGCGCUUGCUCCUCUACCCCUUCCAUUUCCCCUCGAGGGUCCGCUCUGAAACAUCGUAUUCAGCCCCGAUGAACGUGGCCGCCGUCGUCCCCGCUCGCCUGGCCCACCGCCGCGGACACGACGUCCUGCUGCCCGCUGCGUCGCUCGUGGUCCGGGCGCCCCAACACCCCCGCAUGCUCCUCAAACCCUCGACAUCGUUUCUUGCUAGUGUUGCAUAGUAACCCUCCCGUUCUUUCACGACGAUACCACAGAGCCCGCCCCGGUUCCGGCUAACUUCCUCGUUCAUUCUGGGCCCCGGUUCCCCCUUACCUAGCCCGUUCCCUUUCCCGGAUCAGCGCCGCUGUGCGCCCACUGUCCUCGCAAUAUACGUAUGUUCUGCGCCUCUUGGCCCCGCUAUGUUGUGCAUUCCUUCUCUCGAAUCAUCUAUGUCUCACCUUGCUGAAGCGGACCCGCGCUGUUCUCAUCC
Molecule: messenger RNA, 4137 nt
Organism: Trametes versicolor FP-101664 SS1
Lineage: Eukaryota; Fungi; Basidiomycota; Agaricomycetes; Polyporales; Polyporaceae
Exons: 4
Coding region: 57-3623 (1188 amino acids)
Source: RefSeq, a predicted model, not a curated record